CAAAUUGUUACGAGCUGCCUUGACCUCUCCAUGGAGCCUUGCUACCAACAAACCAAUGAAAUCUCUAUAUUUCCAAAAAGCUCACCUCUUUGUUCUGUCAACAAAGCAGAUGAUUGAUUUGCCUGCGUCCCCUUGCCAAUCCGCAUCUUUCAUCCUGUUCUGCUCGUGCAUGUCUGCCUGUUGCCUUUCUUUGUGCAGCACAUUCUAUCCAGGCAGAAUUAAAUGCCUCCCAAGUAACAGGCAAUCAGGCAGGCAGACUCGUUUCUUAGUCAGAUAGUUGCCGUCCCAUACUCAGUAGCAUUUACUUCUUGCCCAUUUUUCUGAGCGGGACAUCAGGAAGCGGACGCCGGAUAUGUCCCCACAUUUGAUAUAUUCCCAAGCCAUCCCCCAUACGUGCAUAUUCAUACGUGCAUGUUCAUAGCACUUAUUUAUUUUUAUAUCAUCCAGGAAGCAGCAACUAGAUUCUGCGGGCGCUGUGGGGUUUCCUAAGAAACGGGCGCCCAGGAUUCCAGAAAGAAUGCGCAAUGACCAGACUGGCUUUCCGGCGGCGUUCUACUGAAAUGGUCGAUCCAUUCACGGUGACACCCUUUUCCGUCCAGCGUCCAUGGCACCGCUGUAUAGACUGACAUAAUUCUUGCCUGUCUCGUUGACAGAAGAGUGGGCAGGCGGAACAGUGGCUAAAGCUUGGUUUUUAUUCUUUCUUUUCUUUUUGUUUCGACAUGUUCGUUCAAUCAUGGGUCUCCCUGUUCUUUCUCCGGGAUCCGGACUGCUGUCAAUCUGUCAAUCUGUCAACUGCCAGUGAACGGGUGAUUUUCUGGUUCGCCCAAGCUGUUGGAGAGGAGGCGAUCGUUCGCAGCCUACGGAUUACAUGGUGAAUUAUGGAAGUGACUGGUCCUUGUUUUGGACGAUGGGCUGUGUGGUUGCUCUAUUCUCUCCCCCUCCCUCCCUUUCUUUUCUUUUCUUUUUUCAUUUUUAUUUUUUUCGGUUCAUUCAUGAUUAAAGGGGAAAAAAGAGGGAGGGACAUGGUUAUGGCUGGUGUGCGAUUAUAUAUAUAUGUAUAUAUAUAUCGGAUUUUGGAUCUCCUGCGGACGUUGCAGGUCGUUUGCGUCGUUGAAGACGAUGUCAGUAUUAUUAUCCCUUUUCUGAGACCUUUUCUGCACGGUCUUUUCAUUCUGCACAUUCACACAUAAUGAUGUACAUUACAUGCCCUUGCUCCACGGUAUGGCGUCUAAUGGUGCAUCUGACACCCGGAGCCUAGCAUUGCUGCUAGGAAUGGUGAAGCCUCUUCAGCAGCCUUCUAUAUAAGGUCGCUUUGAUCUCCUUCGCUCGUCGAGUUCGGCGGCAUCCGCGGCUAAUUCAAGCUCUAUUUGUGUGUUUUUCUAUCUUCUCUGUCAGUUCUUGCAUCUUCACUGUCGUGGUUUCCACCCAGCCAUAGCAAGCAUUGAGCGUUGUGUUUUGACGGUUACGUUACUCCAGUGUUGCUUAAGCAGCCAUCCAUUCCGCCCUCCUCACUUAACCCUUCUGGCCGUAGCAACUAUCUCCCUAUUAUAUAUACCUCUUAUUGUUUGAUGUGAGGUAAUUGGCAUCGCAACUGUGAGCAACUUGAGAAGACCCGUAUUGUUCGUGCAGGAUUUUUACACGUUCUGCUUUCCCUCUUGUCCGCUCAUCAUCCGCAGUUUGUCAAAGCCAUUGGUCGCUCGUGGUACAAACCUCCCCCUAUCCCCGACCUCUCGCCGCUCACCAUUUAUAUAAGGAGCAUCCAUUCCAGACUCCAGCUACGUCGGAAUGGCUCCCCUAAGUGAGCUUCAUGAGCUCACUCGGCGGGAUCAGACAUUCCACGCCGGGAUGACCAAUGUUGUCGUUCCGCUUCUCCUGCUGCCCAGUAUCGCUAUCCUCCUGGUCGUCAAUCGUAUCUACUUCCGCCUAAAGUUGGCUAGAGUUUUGGUAUGGGACGAUUAUUGUAUUAUUGCUGCUAUAAUUUGUUGCAUUGCAAUGAAUACUUUCCCGCUUGUUGGUAUUGCUUACGGCUACGGGAAACCGUGGGAUGAGCUGACAACAUAUGAGCAGAUGGUAUCUAUGAAGUUGUUUUGGGCCGUGCAACUCGGCUACAAAUUCACCUUGAAUUUCAGUAAAAUGUCGAUUCUCCUCCUAUACCGGCGCCUCUUCGCCACGCGCAAAUUUCAAAUUUCAGUCAACAUCGUCUUCACAUUUGUCGUUCUCUACUUCAUCGCCUCUGUCGUGGCAAACCUUCUCGAAUGCAGACCCGUCGAGAAAAACUUCGACAUGGCAAUCCCAGGCAAAUGCAUAAACAUUACAGCUCAUUGGUUUGCAAAUGCAAUUUCAACAUCAAGCAGCGAUAUUGUCACUCUUCUUCUUCCUAUGCCGGUAAUUCAUAGAUUACGUCUUCCUCCCCGACAGAAAUAUGCCUUAAUGGGCAUUUUUGCUCUGGGAAUAUUCGUCUGCAUAAUAUCAAUAAUACGCAUGACAACCAUUAUCGGCGGCUCAAAAGCCCAUGACCGGAGUACAGACACAGUUAGCGCUUUGCUGUGGGCGCUGGUCGAGGCCAACACCUCUAUAAUUUGCGCAUGCCUGCCCAUGCUCCGCACGCCACUUUCCAUGCUAUUCCCAAACCUUUUCCCCCCAUUCCACUACGGAGGCGAGACACUUUCCCGCCAAAGCUCGAUAACCGCCGCGGAAGCCGCUGACACUGUGGAACACCCCGGACAAACGCAACAUAAUCAGGAGCUCAAGUCGCCGGAUACCUCGUCGAAAACUACCACGAUACAGGUCUCGAUCAGCCCGAGGAAAGACGAGGAUGGUCUGUGUUCGCCUGGGGAAAGGGAGAGCGAAAAGGACGGGGUCCAGAUAUCGUCCGGGCAGAGGCAGAGAGGUGAUGAUGAUAGGUCCUUUUCUAUCAGCUCUCCUAGACCCCUCACAACUGCGAUACCCCUUUCCUCCUCGCCAGUCACGCCCCUGCCAUCCCCUCCACCAUCAGGGACCAACACAGGCGCCAACACGUGGCGUAAGGAGCAAUGAGUUGUUCACUCUCAAGCCAAUUUGUUAGAAAUGGCAAUUUCUCGAUAUACAUAGUGCUGUCGAGAAUACGUAUACGUCUAGAAUCAUGGACGGCCUAUUGCGAUGCCUAUGGUCCAGGAUUUCCUUCCUUGCGUCUGCACCCGCGCCCGCGCCCAAACAUCAGGCUAAUAUAACUAUGUGCCGCAUGAUGUGAAAUGCCAUUCAUGCCUCUCUUCUGUUCUUUGAAAUGACAUGGUACGAUCUACUUUCUACUUUCUGAUUGACGCCUCUCUAUAUACUCUCCGGUGUAUGCCAAAGGUUUUCACUCAUGUUUGCGUUUUUCUCACUCUUUCUAGCGUCCUACUCUCCUUAAAUUAUAUUCCCUUUUAUACGAUUGUCCUUUUUUUUUUUUUUUUUUUUUUU
Blastomyces dermatitidis ER-3 is the source of this 3438-nucleotide messenger RNA. RefSeq lists its product as uncharacterized. Bases 1786 to 3036 code for a protein of 416 amino acids. Lineage: Eukaryota; Fungi; Ascomycota; Eurotiomycetes; Onygenales; Ajellomycetaceae. The transcript is spliced from 5 exons. The record is from RefSeq and is a predicted model, not a curated record.